GCUCCCCACAUGUGCCACACCUGAUCGAGACACGAAUAUAUAGAUGCGUCUAUCUUGACACGUCUCACUCUUGCGACUGCACUCAUCUGUUCAAGUCGCUCUUACCAGCUUCGUUGUGUCCAUUGUUUGGCGACACAGGUUUCGUGCUCAAUCUCCCUCUUAGUAUCUAGCCUCGAUCACGAUCACCACCGUCGCAAAGAUGCGCCUUUGCCUGCCAAACCUGCUUGUGACGGCUGCACUUAUAUCGGCCGGCGCCGUGUUGGCGCAAGACAUUCCCACCGAUGUGCCCGUAUCAGUUCUCCUGACUUCAGCCCAGGAGCAUCUCACAAAGGGCGAGACUAACGAGGCCUUGGCCUAUUUCGAUGCGGCCAUCGCUCGAGAUCCGACCAACUACCUGUCAUUCUUCAAGCGGGCCACCACGUACCUGUCACUCGGUCGCGCAAACCUCGCAACUGAAGAUUUCAACAAGGUGCUCUCGCUGAAACCCGGGUUUUCAGGCGCCCACGUUCAGCUUGCCAAAAUCAAGGCCAAGGCUGCCGAAUGGGACGGCGCAAGAGCUGACUACGCCGCGGCCGGCGAAGGGUCUGACUCGCCCGACGUCCAGAGUCUGACGGCGGCGGAGGAGUCGAUGAAGCUGGCCUUUGCUGCCGAAAAAGAGGGUAAAUGGGAGGAAUGCGUCAACCACGCAGGGGACGCCAUCGUUACCGCCUCCAGGUACAUCCCGUUGCGCGAGACGCGAUCCCACUGUCGCUUUGAGCGAGGCGAGUUGGAAGAAGCCAUUGGCGAUCUUCGCCACGUGCUGCAGAUGCGCCCUGGAGACAUCUCCCCCCACGUCGUCAUCUCGGCUGUUUCGUUCUACAAUCUCGCAGAUCUCGACGCUGGCGUCGGCCAGAUCCGAAAGUGUCUCCAUUCCGAUCCAGACUCUAAAGUCUGCAAAAAGCUACACAAGCAGCAAAAGGCCAUUACCAAGGCAUUUACCAAAGUAAAUGGUCAAUUGAGCAAGGGACAGUAUACAACGGCGAGCAGAGGGUUGGUUGGGACAGAAGAAGACACUGGGCUCCUCCAGACCGUCAAAGAACAGGUCGAUGAGCUACGCCAGGAUGGAAGAAUACCCGCCCAAGGGAGAGUGUUACUGUACGAACAGCUGGUUGAGAUGGUUUGCCAGGCCUACGUUGAGUCAACAAGCAAGCAUGCCGAUAGGUAUUGCGACGAGGCAGUUCAACUAAAUGAAGAUUCAUUCUGGGGCCAGCUGCAUCGCGCCAAAACAUUACUCAAGAAAGAAGAGUUCGAGGCGGCUAUUCAGACGCUAGAAAACGCAGCCAACGCGCACCCAGACAAGAGAGACAAGAUCAACCCACUUCUUAACAAGGCACAGAUUGAACUCAAGCGGAGCAAGACAAAGGACUACUACAAGGUGCUUGGCGUUGCCCACGAUGCUGAUGAGAGACAGAUCAAAUCAGCAUACCGCAAGGCGUCCAAGCAGUUCCACCCAGACAAGGCCGUGAAGUCGGGCAUGAGCAAAGAGGAGGCCGAGAAGAAGAUGGCGGGUAUUAAUGAGGCGUACGAGGUGCUGAGCGACCCCGAACUGCGCGCCCGGUUUGACAGAGGAGACGACCCCAACAACCAAGAGAGAGGAAACCCAUUCCAAGGAUCACCGUUUGGAGGCCAGCACUGGGCGUUCCAGCAGCCAGGCGGCGGCGGUGGGCAGCAGUUCAAGUUUCAGUUUAACAACGGACCGUUUGGAUUCUAAAGCAGCAGCGGAGUUUUUUUGUCUUUUUGUUUCCCUUUUAUUUUUAUUUUACAGAGAUGGAUAGAUAGAUCCCCGUCAUCAUCGUCAUCGUCAUCACCACCAAUGCGUAGCGUUCACCCAUGCCAAAUACAUACCUUAGGUACAAUAGAUGCAAUACACACACUUGCAUUCAUUCAAAGAAACAAAAUAGAUAAAAUUCAACCUAAG
Molecule: messenger RNA, 1957 nt
Organism: Trichoderma harzianum CBS 226.95
Lineage: Eukaryota; Fungi; Ascomycota; Sordariomycetes; Hypocreales; Hypocreaceae
Exons: 2
Coding region: 200-1750 (516 amino acids)
Biological process (GO): protein folding in endoplasmic reticulum
Cellular component (GO): endoplasmic reticulum
Molecular function (GO): protein-folding chaperone binding; misfolded protein binding
Source: RefSeq, a predicted model, not a curated record